ACAAGAGCGGUAUGCAAACAAGGAAGGACAAGGAGAGGGGCUUUCCCAUCCUCCUAAGUCUCCCCACCUUCCCUUGUUGCCUUUUCCCAGAGUGUCACAAUGUCUGCCUCGGUUCCAUUCUACAUAUACGUAUUUUCUUGCCUUUGUAAUCAGUUGACGUUGUGAAGUACAGAGGAGUGUGAUAUCUUUAGCUCCGAGCUCUCCAUAAGCCCCAAACAUGUCUCCUCCCGAGCCAUUCUACCCCCAACACGAGUGCAAGUUGCCCCUCUCGUCGACUUACUCCGAGACGACUUCGGAGGAUGAGCGUCCUCCGCCUGUUCCAGCAGGGACGGUCGAGGUGUCGAAGUCUACACAGAAGAAGAGGAAGAGGAAGAGAAUGAGGAGAAAUAGCACCUCCGAGCGCCAUCUCGUGGACAAGAGUUCAAGGCGGAGUGACGACGACGGCGUCCCGGCGGCUGCUGCGAUGAUGGUGAGGAAUUCGCUGAGGAAGCUGGGCUAUCAGCAGCAGCUGGACGGGUUCAAGAUGGUGGUUGAGACGCUGCAGCAGAUCCACAGAAAAUAUGUCGAUAGUGCUGAUAAGGUGUAGCAAACCGGUUUCGGUUGUAUCGACCUCUGUAACUCGCUAGAAGCCAAAAAAGUUUAUUUGGAUAAAGAAACGACGCAUUUCGACUUUAUAAAUCCAAGUAGAUCUUAUCUUGUACAUUUUAGUGUUUAGAUUUUUGGUUUCACAUUCCCAGUAUUUCAAGUGUUGGAGCGUGUAGAUUUUCUUGUUUUGAUUCAUAUAUUUUACGAAUUUAUGCUGAAUAAAGGAGCUUAGAACUCUA
Messenger RNA from Penaeus vannamei (Pacific white shrimp), 824 nucleotides. RefSeq lists its product as uncharacterized. Lineage: Eukaryota; Metazoa; Arthropoda; Malacostraca; Decapoda; Penaeidae. The record is from RefSeq and is a predicted model, not a curated record.